CGCGUCUACAAAACGUGGGGGCGCCCCCAAAUCCCCAUUUCACGGGUACCACCUCGCCACGCCACACUCCCAAAUGCUCGAGCUCAUCCGUGCUUGAUUGGUCUAAUCCGACGGGCAAAUCCUCCACCAUGGGAUUCGACAAGGAGGCGAGCUCCUCGUCCUCGCAGCUCGACGCGAAGCCGCUGCUGCCGCAGCACGGUGGCGGGGGCGCGGGCGCGCACCUCUCGUCGCAGCCCAAGACGUUCGCCAACGUCUUCAUCGCGGUGGUCGGCUCGGGCGUGCUGGGCCUCCCCUACACCUUCUCCCGCACCGGCUGGGCGGCGGGCACGCUGCUCCUCCUCGCCGUCGCCGCGCUCACCUUCCACUGCAUGAUGCUCCUCGUCGCCGCCCGCCGCCGCCUCGCCAACGAGCACCCCAAGAUCGCCUCUUUCGGGGACCUGGGCCACGCCGUCUACGGUGCGGCCGGGCGCCACGCCGUCGACGCCAUGCUCGUGCUCAGCCAGGCCAGCUUCUGCGUCGGGUACCUCAUCUUCAUCUCCAACACCAUGGCGCACCUCUACCCCAUCGGGGCUUCAUCCCCGGCCUCCCCGCUCCUCACGGCCAAUGCGCUCUUCAUCUGGGCCAUGCUGCCGUUCCAGCUCGGACUCAACUCCAUCAAGACGCUCACGCUCCUCGCGCCGCUCAGCAUCUUCGCGGACGUCGUCGACCUCGGUGCCAUGGGCGUCGUCCUUGGCCAGGAGGCGUCCAUCUGGCUCGCCAACAAGCCCCCCGUGUUCGCCUUCGCCGGGCUGACCGAGCUCCUCUACGGGCUCGGCGUCGCCGUCUACGCCUUCGAGGGAAUCGGCAUGGUGCUGCCGCUGGAGGCGGAGGCCGCGGACAAGCGCAGGUUCGGCGGCACGCUCGCGCUGUCCAUGGCGUUCAUCGCCGUCAUGUUCGGGCUGUUCGGCGCCAUGGGCUACCUCGCGUUCGGUGCGGCCACGCGGGACAUCAUCACAACCAACCUCGGCAUCGGGUGGCUCUCGGUCGCCGUGCAGCUCGGCCUCUGCAUCAACCUCUUCUUCACCAUGCCGGUGAUGAUGAACCCGGUCUACGAGGUCGCCGAGCGCCUGCUCUGCGGCAAGUGCUACGCCUGGUGGCUGCGUUGGAUACUCGUCGUGGUCGUCGGGCUCAUGGCGAUGCUCGUGCCCAACUUCGCCGAUUUCCUAUCACUCGUCGGGAGCAGCGUCUGCGUCAUGCUCGGGUUCGUGCUUCCCGCCGCGUUCCACCUCAAGGUGUUCGGCGCCGAGAUCGGGUGGGUCGGCCUCGUCGGCGACGUGGCCGUCAUCGUCAUUGGGAUGGCGCUUGCGGCGUCCGGGACAUGGACUUCACUCGCCCAAAUCUUCAGUUCUUUCAACGUGUAAGCAUCGACAGUCUCAUAUGGAUCAUGUCUUGCUACUGCAUUGGGAGUGCAUGUUGAUUUGGGCAUACUUGCAUUGCUUAAAAGAAAUAUGGGACAAAUGGCAUACACGAUAAUUGGGGGCUUGCUGAAAUCUAUAUGCUUUUGUUCAUAUAUAGAUUCCAGUUGUUCAUAUAUAGAUUCCUGUAUGAUUCUUGAUCUUUUACGGUUCGAUGCAUGUACAAUACAAGAGUACCUAUGUUAUGUAAGAUUCAUUUGUUCGAGUUUGUAGUAUGUUCAGGGCCUCUGUUGUGUCAUGUUCUGCUAAGACCCUCGCCCUGUAACAAGUUCUUGCCAGUGGUGUAAUAUUGAUCCUGAGUUUGUGAAAGGUUUCGGUUUAUUUGGUUGUAA
Molecule: messenger RNA, 1786 nt
Organism: Phragmites australis (common reed)
Lineage: Eukaryota; Viridiplantae; Streptophyta; Magnoliopsida; Poales; Poaceae
Product: amino acid transporter AVT3C-like
Exons: 1
Coding region: 129-1400 (423 amino acids)
Biological process (GO): amino acid transmembrane transport
Cellular component (GO): vacuolar membrane
Molecular function (GO): amino acid transmembrane transporter activity
Source: RefSeq, a predicted model, not a curated record